Molecule: messenger RNA, 3399 nt
Organism: Humulus lupulus (European hop)
Lineage: Eukaryota; Viridiplantae; Streptophyta; Magnoliopsida; Rosales; Cannabaceae
Product: serine/threonine-protein phosphatase BSL1
Exons: 21
Coding region: 344-3001 (885 amino acids)
Biological process (GO): brassinosteroid mediated signaling pathway
Molecular function (GO): phosphoprotein phosphatase activity; protein binding
Source: RefSeq, a predicted model, not a curated record
UUCCUUUUGAUUUUGAGCUAUGAAAUGAAAUAUGUUGUUGUUCUGUUCUGUUCUUCACGGUUGCACAGGUUGUUCUUACAUUUCGGAUUAUGCUCUCUGAUAGAAACAUAAAUUCAAAAGAAGAGGACGGUGAGUUAAAUUAGGAGAAAGACGAAAUUGGGGCCUUAAUGAGAAUCUGAGGGCCCGGAGCCGAAGCUCGGACCCCCUUCGCCACCGCUAUCGUCGUCCUCGAUCUUAGGUUUUUCACUGUUUAGCGAUUCAAUCGAAAGUUGAGCAGUUUCUCCUUUGAAGAAGAGAAAUUCUGUUUUAGUUUGGGUUUGGGUUUGGAUUUUGGAUUUAAUUGAUGGGUUCGAAGCCGUGGCUACACCCGGCUCCGACCUAUCGUCCCCUCGAGACCUACUGGGAUACCGAUGAAGAUUCCCCUGGUCCUCGCUGUGGUCAUACUCUCACCGCCGUCGCCGCUACCAAGACUCAUGGCCCUCGCUUGAUUCUAUUUGGAGGCGCCACCGCCAUUGAAGGCGGCGCCGCUUCCUCCGCCCCUGGCAUCAGGUUAGCGGGUGUGACGAAUUCGGUUCAUUCUUAUGACGUUUUAACCAGGAAGUGGAUUAGAGUCAGGCCUGCCGGGGACCCACCUUCUCCGAGAGCAGCGCACGCUGCAGCUGCAGUGGGCACAAUGGUUGUCUUUCAGGGUGGCAUUGGUCCUGCCGGGCAUUCUACAGAUGAUCUCUAUGUGCUUGAUUUGACUAACGAUAAAUUCAAGUGGCACAGAGUGGUCGUGCAAGGGCAAGGGCCAGGUCCUCGUUAUGGGCAUGUUAUGGACUUGGUUGCUCAAAGAUACCUUGUUACUGUUAGUGGCAAUGAUGGGAAAAGAGUUCUUUCUGAUGCUUGGGUAUUGGAUACUGCCCAAAAACCUUAUGUAUGGCAGAGGCUGAACCCCGAAGGUGAUAGACCUUCUGCUAGAAUGUAUGCUACUGCCAGUGCUCGCUCAGAUGGCAUGUUUUUGCUUUGUGGUGGAAGGGACGCUUCUGGCACACCAAUGGCAGAUGCUUAUGGGUUGCUAAUGCAUAGGAAUGGACAAUGGGAAUGGACCCUUGCACCUGGAGUUUCUCCUUCAUCAAGAUACCAACAUGCUGCGGUUUUUGUUGGUGCAAGAUUACAUGUUACCGGAGGUGCUCUAAGGGGAGGGCGUGGAGUAGAAGGUGAAGCUGCUAUUGCAGUGUUGGACACUGCUGCUGGAGUUUGGUUGGAUAGAAAUGGACUUGUGACUUCCCCACGUACCAGCAAACAUUCUGACUAUGAUCCUUCAUUGGAGCUUAUGCGCCGUUGUCGCCAUGCGGCUUCAUCUAUUGGUGUUCGUAUCUAUAUAUACGGUGGCCUAAGAGGAGAUAUCCUGCUAGAUGAUUUUCUGGUUGCAGAAAAUUCAUCAUUUCAGGCUGAAAUGAAUUCUCCUGUUUUGACAUCUGAGAGAUCAACGCCUAUUACAAGUCCCAAAAUAAAUCAAGCUAACCUAUCUUUCUCAGCAACACCUUCUCUAGAUGGUGACUCUGAGAGUUCCACAUCUGGCGGCAUGAGCAGCAUGGACAAAAAUUCUUUGGAAAAACUCAGGGAGGCUUCUGCUGCUGAAGCUGAGGCUGCUAGUGCUGUAUGGCAAGCUUUGCAGUCUUCAUCUGUUGCUCCUGAAGAAACAUCUGUAUCCGAUGACAACUCACAAGUGGCAGAAACAAUUUCAGAUGGUAGUGACAAUGAGGCUGAUGUUCGGCUCCAUCCUAGAGCUGUUGUAGUAGCUAAAGAGGCUGUUGGUAACCUGGGUGGGAUGGUGAGACAAUUAUCUUUGGAUCAAUUUGAAAAUGAAAGCAGAAGAAUGGUUCCAGUAAAUAAUGACUUGUCAUAUCCAGCCAAAAAGUUCACCAGGCAGAGAUCUCCUCAGGGCUUACAUAAGAAGAUUAUAUCUGCGUUGCUGAGGCCUCGAAACUGGAAACCUCCUGUCAACAGAAGGUUUUUCUUGGAUUCUUAUGAAGUGGGGGAGCUUUGUUAUGCUGCUGAACAAAUCUUUAUGCAAGAGCCGACAGUUCUUCAGCUUAAAGCACCUGUUAAAGUAUUUGGUGAUCUUCAUGGACAGUUUGGUGAUUUGAUGCGGCUGUUUGAUGAAUAUGGAUUUCCAUCCACGGCAGGAGACAUAACGUAUAUUGACUACUUGUUUUUGGGAGAUUAUGUUGAUCGGGGACAGCACAGCUUGGAAACCAUAACUUUACUUCUUGCACUCAAGAUUGAGUAUCCAGAAAAUGUUCAUUUAAUACGUGGAAAUCAUGAGGCUGCUGACAUAAAUGCACUUUUUGGUUUUCGUAUUGAAUGCAUUGAGAGAAUGGGAGAGAAUGAUGGAAUUUGGGCGUGGACACGAUUCAAUCAACUUUUCAACUAUCUUCCACUUGCUGCACUCAUCGAAAAGAAAAUUAUAUGUAUGCAUGGUGGCAUAGGGAGGUCUAUACAUUCUGUAGAACAAAUAGAGAAGCUUGAGAGACCUAUAACAAUGGAUGCAGGAUCUAUUAUUCUAAUGGACCUGUUAUGGUCUGAUCCAACAGAGAAUGAUAGUGUGGAAGGAUUGAGACCAAAUGCUAGAGGGCCUGGUCUUGUUACGUUUGGGCCGGAUCGCGUCACAGAGUUCUGUAAGAAAAACAAGUUACAGCUAAUUAUAAGGGCCCAUGAAUGUGUCAUGGACGGGUUUGAAAGAUUUGCCCAGGGACAGUUGAUCACUCUUUUCUCAGCAACGAACUACUGUGGGACGGCAAACAAUGCCGGGGCUAUUCUUGUAGUUGGCAGGGGAUUGGUUGUGGUUCCAAAAUUAAUUCAUCCAUUGCCACCUCCAUUGCAAUCACCCGAGACAUCUCCAGAGCGUGUUAUGGAAGACACAUGGAUGCAGGAGCUUAACAUUCAAAGACCACCGACUCCGACUCGUGGUCGUCCACAGCCUGACCAUGACCGGAGUUCUCUUGCUUAUAUAUGAUAUAUCUUUCCUCAUGCCACCGAUUUUUGCAUCUUUGUAAAUUGCCUUGUAUGUGAUCUCCUCUUCUCCAGAUGCUUAUUUUAUUCUUGAUUCAACCUCAAGCAGAAUGUCUGUAUUGGUUCUCCUAUUUUAUUCAAGUCACAUAAGAUGAAUGUACUAUAGAUUGGAAGUAGUAGAAAAUUAGUUGUUAGCGGGAUCAUCACUCAAGAUUGAGUUUGUAAUACAUGUACAUUAUUUUAUUUUAGGCCCAUCUAGAGAUGUAUUUUCUGCUGUCCAACAUAGAGAAAACUUACAGGGGAGAAAUUUGGUUUAGUCUUUGUGUAAUGUAAUAUAAAUUACAAAAUAAUUAUGUAUACCAUUUGUUUCUUAAAAAAAAAACCGUUUCUUUUGGCGAGCCA